AGGAUGCGGUGGAUCGGUUACGUGGCCACGAUUCUCUGGUGGUCGGGCAUCGCCAGGUCCCUCAGCACGCUGAAUCGAGGUCACAGUUACAAAAUCACCCCGAAACCCUGUCGAGUCCCCGGGCCAGAGUCCAAGGAGGGUACCUGCAUGUUCGUGUGGGAGUGCAUCAAGUCGGAGGGCACGCACGUGGGCGUGUGCGUGGACACGUUCAUGUUCGGCAGCUGCUGCGUGCACAACACGACGACGAACGCGAUCACCGCGUCCAAUCUUCAUCACCAUCAUCACCACCAUCAUCACUACCAUCAACACGCCUCUUCCUCUUCAUCGGACCCGCUGAGGCCGACCCUGGCGGAGGCGCUGGGCAACGAGUCGACCAGGCCCACGCUGACCUCCCUCUCCAGCUUCCUCGUCACGGACUCGAGCACCGCCAGGCCGAGUCACCAUCCAUCCGAGACGCUCGAGUCUUCCGGAGGGUCCAGCAGACCGCACAAACCGCUGUCGGCCGGUUCCGCUAGGCCACUGCAAAAAAGACCGCACGCGAAACCCACGUCUGAUCACAAGGACAGAAUCCAAACAUCCGUGCUGCCGGUCUCGUCGAAUUUCUGGGAGAAGGGCUCCCAGAGCACGAAGAGACCAAGCUCGGAGUCUUUGGAGAAGGGGUCUCAGAGCACCAAGAGACCAGGAUCCACCGACCAUUGGGAGAAGGGAUCUCAGAGCACCAAGAGACCCGGAUCCACCGACCACUGGGAGAAAGGGUCUCAAAGCACCAAGAGACCAGGGUUCUCCGAGCACUGGGAGAAAGGAACUCAUAGCACCAAAAGACCAGGAUUUUCCGAACAGUGGGAUAAGGGGUCUCAGAGUACCAAGAGACCAGGAUCUUCCGAGCUCUGGGACAAGGGGUCUCAAAGUACCAAGAGACCAGGAUCUUCCGAGCACUGGGAUAAGGGGUCUCAGAGUACCAAGAGACCAGGAUCGUCCGAGCUCUGGGAGAAGGGAUCCCAAAGCACCAAAAGACCAGGAUCUUCCGAACAGUGGGACAAGGGGUCUCAGAGUACCAAGAGACCAGGAUCUUCCGAACAGUGGGACAAGGGGUCUCAGAAUACCAAGAGACCAGGAUCAUCCGAGCUCUGGGACAAGGGGUCUCAGAGUACCAAGAGACCGGGAUCUUCCGAACAGUGGGACAAGGGAUCUCAGAGUACCAAGAGACCAGGAUCUUCCGAGCACUGGGAUAAGGGGUCACAGAGUACGAGGAGACCAGGAUCUUCCGAGCACUGGGAUAAGGGGUCUCAGAGUACGAAGAGACCAGGAUCGUCCGAGCUCUGGGAGAAGGGGUCCCAGAGCACCAGAAGGCCGGGAUCUUCGGAUCUUUGGGACAAGGGAUCUCAGAGUACCAGAAGACCCGGAUCGCCCGACGUUUGGGAAAAGGGGUCUCAGAGUACCAAGAGACCAGGGUCCUCCGAUCCUUGGGACAAGGGGUCUCAGAGUACCAAGAGGCCCGGCUCCUCUGAUCCUUGGGACAAGGGGUCUCAGAGUACCAAGAGACCCGGAUCAUCCGACCCGUGGGAGAAGGGAUCUCAGAACACGAAGAGACCAAGUUCCCAGAGCACGAAGAGACCCGGAGGUGUCUGGGAGGAUAGUAGUCAGAAUACAAAGAGGCCAGGUCAUCAUGACUCCUUGAAUCUUCAGAAGACUAGACCGGAAAAUAGUCAGCAUACGUCUGUCAAAGAGAAGGACACGACGCAUGGGAGCUUUCAGAGUCAUCAUCAGGGGUUCAAGGAUAAGAUAGACACGGGACACAAUACGUUGGUGAUUAGGUUACCCGGAAAGGAGCAUGCUUCCAGCGAGGAUGAAGGCAUCAGGCCCAACAGGCCUAACAACCAAAGACCGUUCGAGUCGAGACCCGACGAUAGCAAGACGGAGGAUGCUGAUUUGAGCGUACAGGAGUCUGUCCAUAGACCGAGCGUUAAUUCGGUCGACGAGAACGAAACUGCCAAGGACCCUCAUCCCAGCUUGAACUUCAUUCAUACGGAACGACCACAAUGGGCAACCAAACCGGUAUCCCCGAAACCCACGACGGAGUUCUCGAAACCGUAUUUCUCGGUGAAAACGACCACCUAUCGGCCAAUCCCGAUGAACAAUCAGCCGGACACCAGGCCGAACUUCAUCUCGAAACCCAAUAGUUCGAGCACCGCCAUGAAAACCACAACCACUGCCAGGCCGACGCACUUCAGUGGUCAGUCCACUACCAGCGCAGCCGGAUCCUUACCACAGACCUCUCACUGGCACGUGACCACAGAGCCGGUGUUCGUCACGAAGCAAAGACCAUCCUCGUCCACAAAACCGAUGGGUUCAUCCGAGACGACUAAACCUCUGACAAGUAGUUCGCAUUUCUGGUCGGAGAACAGCUGGUCGCCGCCGAGACCGUCCUUGAAGCCACACUGGACCGACAACCCUAGCCUCCUUCAGAACGGGCCCGAAGCGUUUCCACCGCGGCCGAGUUUCAAGCCGACAGAACCGCAAGAAAACACGGAGUUCCACAAACCGCUUGGCGCAGCGCAUUACAUCACCACGUCCCACUUCGAGACCUCCGCCAGGCCCAGACCCACGAAGAAAACCACCACGUCCACGACUACGACCAGUACCACUACCACCACCACCACAACCAGCACCACUACCACCACGACCACCACGACCACCACGACCACUCCAAAACCCGACACGACUCUGUCCACGACCGAGGCGAUCGCGAAGACCGGAUCGGUGUUGACGGUGUCCGCCGCAACCGAGAGCAAGGGUAUGCAGUGCGGAGUACCGCCCCUGUUUCCGCGACCAGAGACCAGGAUCGUUGGAGGCAAGGACGCGCCGUUCGGUCGAUGGCCUUGGCAGGUAUCCGUCAGGCGCACCUCGUUCUUCGGCUUCUCGAGCACCCAUCGCUGCGGUGGAGCGGUGUUGAACGAGAACUGGAUCGCGACCGCGGGACACUGCGUGGACGACCUGCUGACCUCGCAGAUCCGGAUCAGAGUGGGCGAAUACGAUUUUUCAUCGGUGCAAGAGCGACUGCCGUACGUGGAACGCGGCGUGGCGAAGAAAGUGGUGCACCCGAAGUACAACUUCUUCACUUACGAGUACGACCUGGCGUUGGUUCGACUGGAGAGUUCGUUGACAUUCGCGCCGCACAUCUCGCCCAUUUGUCUGCCGGCCACUGACGAUCUAUUGAUCGGCGAAAACGCCACCGUCACCGGCUGGGGAAGGCUGAGCGAGGGUGGCACCCUGCCUUCCGUGUUGCAAGAGGUUUCCGUGCCCAUAGUGAGUAACGAUAGAUGUAAGUCAAUGUUCCUGAGGGCUGGGAGACACGAGUUCAUACCGGAUAUCUUCCUGUGCGCCGGAUACGAGAGCGGUGGCCAAGAUUCUUGUCAGGGCGAUUCGGGCGGUCCUCUGCAAGUAAGGGGGAAGGAUGGUCGAUACUUCCUCGCGGGCAUCAUAUCCUGGGGAAUCGGUUGCGCGGAGGCCAAUCUGCCAGGGGUGUGCACGAGGAUCUCGAAAUUCGUCCCGUGGAUCCUGAAGAACGUCACCUGA
This is a messenger RNA of Eufriesea mexicana, 3576 nucleotides long. RefSeq names its product serine proteinase stubble. The transcript is spliced from 8 exons. Gene Ontology annotation, molecular function: serine-type endopeptidase activity. Lineage: Eukaryota; Metazoa; Arthropoda; Insecta; Hymenoptera; Apidae. The coding region runs from base 4 to 3576 and encodes 1190 amino acids. Gene Ontology annotation, biological process: proteolysis. The record is from RefSeq and is a predicted model, not a curated record.